This is a messenger RNA of Neocloeon triangulifer, 1197 nucleotides long. RefSeq lists its product as uncharacterized. The record is from RefSeq and is a predicted model, not a curated record. The transcript has 2 exons. Bases 427 to 999 code for a protein of 190 amino acids. NCBI's taxonomy places the organism in Eukaryota, Metazoa, Arthropoda, Insecta, Ephemeroptera, Baetidae.
CUCUGCAAAUGUGAAAAAGUUUUGCCACUGCCGCAUUUUCGAACUAAAUUUAAAAAUUCCAGGCCGGACUUGACCCCCCACUACCAAAAGAACUGGGAGGCGGUGAAAACGCAAGAGAUCAACAGACUGAAAGACGAAAUCCAGCAGCUGAAGACGGAAAAGGCCCAACUCGCCGACGGUGUGUCCGAGGCGCAGGAUACGAUUGCUCAAUUUCAAACGCAGCAACUUGAGUUUAAAAGCGAGUUGGAUGCUUUUCGGCAGAAAGUUGAACAGUCUGACGCCCUGGCAAACGUAGCCCAACAGAAGCUGGCCGUGGAAAGGGCCAGGUCGAGUUGCACCGAAGAGGCGGUGACCCAGGUCAAGAAGGAAAACCGGCGACUCGAGCGAGAGGUCGAAUUUUUGAAGGGUGACCUUUCUAGCGCCGAGAUGGAGUUGAAGAGCUACAAGGAGGUCUGCGCCAGGGUGAAAAAUGACCUGCGAGAGGCCAGGAACCGGUUGGUAAUGGCAGCCAAUAAGAUUUGCACCCUGAACGACGAGAAAGCGCUCCUGGCCAAAGAAAACGAGCAGUUGAAAACGAAUUUGGAGUGGGCCAACCAAGAAACGAGUCGCGUUCGCCACGAAAAAAACAUACUCCAGGACAAAAUCCAAGCGCUCAACGUUUCCCAGCAGAACCUGCAGUUGCAGAUGCAAAAUCUCCAGGGCCAGUACUCGAAAGAACUCAACUCGCUGAACCGACAACUGACCGCGACGAAAGAACAGGUCAACGCAUAUAAAAUCCGCUCUGCAGGGAGUUGCCACGACUGUCCGAUGACCGAGGUGGAGCUCAGGAGGGACUUGGCCCUGCUGCAGCGCCGCUACGACGAGCUCAAGAAGGUCUUCAACAUGCAGCAGGUCAACGCCACCAGCGUCCGAUUCCGAAGCAGGUCGUCGGUCCGAGGCAGCGUCAGGGGCGACCUGCCGGAGGACGAAACAAAGGGCGUCUCCGACUUUGUGCGAUAGCUGCACGAGGAAAACCGCCUUCUGAAGAUGAACAUUAAAGCGGCUGCAGAGCUGAUACAAGACGAAUGAAAGAAAAUUCGUUCAAUUUAUAACUUAUGCAAAUGACUAUAAUAUGGCUUGAAAAAACUUGAUUUAACUAUGGAUAAUAUUUUAAUUCUUUUUUAAGUACUUCAAUUUUUGUCUUUAUUCAAGACUAGA